Molecule: messenger RNA, 2621 nt
Organism: Drosophila ficusphila
Lineage: Eukaryota; Metazoa; Arthropoda; Insecta; Diptera; Drosophilidae
Product: facilitated trehalose transporter Tret1
Exons: 3
Coding region: 625-2190 (521 amino acids)
Biological process (GO): carbohydrate transport; transmembrane transport
Cellular component (GO): membrane
Molecular function (GO): sugar transmembrane transporter activity
Source: RefSeq, a predicted model, not a curated record
GCCGAAAUCGCCUAAUCGCGUAUACGCCGCGAAUUCGUAUUCGUUUUCGUAUUAAUGCAAACAAAUACUUUUUAAUUUGCAAAUUAUGGGGCGCGCAAAAGCAGGACAGGGCGAGAGCAUAGCAUCAAUUUCAGUCGCCCAGCGGACGCCGAGCGAAGCGGUCGCGUUCCCUUGAGUUGAGUUGAGUUGAGUUACCUUCUUCUGUCCCCACCGACAAAAAGUCGGCGAAAAGGAAUGGAUUUUCGCAAAUUCGGCAAGAAACAAGAGCAGCAACAGCAACAGCAACACACACAGCAGAAGAACUCUCGGCCGCUCGAAACUGAUAAGUGCAACUUGUGAAAUUGAUACUGGAGCGCGAGCCCUUGAUUGAAAUGCGCGGAAGUUUCCACUUGUCGAGCAGUCGGAGCUAUCAUAGGCCAGCCCAAGCCCACCACAGGUGCCCCAGUAGUAGUCGACGACGUCGCCACUACAGCUAAUUGUGGCCAUUAAUUGAUUGGCAGCGCACGGCGCACCACACCGACCACCGGCUGCCAGACACGCCCCCCUUCCCAGAGAAAGGCAUCCCACCGCCCCCCCGCCACGAAUAAAGCCAAUAAAACCCAUAAAGGCCUUAAAAUAGCCGAAAUGAAGGGCCAGCAGGAGGAGCAGCUGGUGCCGCCGGCCUACAGGCCGACCGUCGUUGGCAAGGACACCAAGGAUACGAAGCAGAAGCCCCUUGGGGAAGGUCGCCUGGCAGUGCUCCGCCAGCAACUGAUGGUCUUCCUCGGCAACAGCGGAGUCCUCGGCUCCGGAAUGGUGGUCAGCAUGCCGGCCGUCACGCUCAACCAGCUGCACGACGAGUCGCAGCCCUUUUGGCUCAACAAGGACGAGUCCAGUUGGUUUGCCUCCAUCCAGAACAUGGCCUGUCCCCUGGGAGGACUCCUGGUCAGCUACUUCCUGGAUCGCAUUGGCCGCAAGUACACCAUCCUGCUGACGAACCUGAUAGGACUGGUCGGCUGGAUCCUGCUGGCGACCAGCUUCAUGCACUCCGACCGCGACAUGAUCUACUACCAGAUGCUGGUGGGCCGCUGCUUCGGGGGCAUCAUGAUCGGGAUGUUCGUGUCGCCGGUGGGCGUUUACUCCGCCGAGAUUAGCUUGCCGAGGAUACGAGGUCGCCUGAUUCUGGGCACCUCGCUGGGCCUGGCCAGCGGCAUCCUGCUGAUGUACUGCCUCGGCUACUUCAUCAGGAACAACAUCCAGCUGAUCUUCACGAUCAGCUGCUGCUACCAACUGGCGGCCACCGUGGCUGUCUUUCCCAUGCCGGAGUCCCCCAGCUGGCUGCUGACCCGAGGCAGGGAGGAGCGGGCCAGGAAGUCCCUCAGAUACUUCCGUGGUCUGCCCAAGAAAGAAGUGGAUUAUGUUCCGGAGUUCGAGGCGGAGCUGGCGCACAUGAAGGAGCUGGCGGACGCGAGCAACUCCACGGCGGCCGCCGAGUCCUUGGGCCAGAUGAUCCAUCGGCCGGAGGUCUACAAGCCGGUGCUGAUGAUGACCACCUUCUUCGGGUUCCAGCAGGCCUGCGGCGUGGUGGUGAUCAUCGUGUACGCGGUCCAGAUUGCGCAGCAGGCGGGCGUGACCAUCGAUCCGGUGCUGGUGGCCGUGAUGCUGGGCGUGGCCCGGAUCAUCACCACGCUCUUCAUGAGCGGCAUCUUCGAGAAGUGGGGCCGCAAGCCAUCGGGGAUCUUCUCGGCCAGCGGCAUGGGCAUCUGCAUGCUGCUCCUGGCCGGUGGUAACUGGUUCCCGGACACUUUGGGCACCUGGCACUGGCUGCCGGUGGCCUGUAUCGUGGCCCACAUCGUGUUCUCCACGAUGGGCAUGCUCACGCUGCCCUUCUUCAUGAUCUCCGAGGUCUUCCCGCAGCGAGCGCGCGGCAGUGCCUCCGGCAUCGCCAUCUUCUUCGGCAUGAUCCUGGCCUUCGUCAUGCUGAAGAUCUACCCGAAUAUGGAGGCCGCCCUGGGCACGGCCAAUCUGUUCGCCUUCUACGCGGCCAUCUCCUUCCUGGCGGCCGCCUUCAUUGGCUUCUUUGUCCCCGAAACGAGGGGCCGCACCCUCGAGGAGCUGGAGGAGCGCUGGCAGACCGGAAAGUUCUCGCGCCGGUUAACCAUAAUCAACCUGAAGGACGUGGAGCUGCACGAGGUGUUCCUCAAGAAAUAGGUGCACAGUGCACAGUCACAAAUCGGGGGGAUUAUAGUCAAGUUCCGAUGACCACACAUUAAAUCACUGGCGAAACCAUAUAAACUCUAACUUAAGUGGGACUGAAGACGAAUGUGGAGCACGGAAUUCCAUUGGAAAACGGAUCGGGGUAUUCAAUCUGUGAUGUGUUAAGUACUUAGCCUUGGCAGCCACAAUCUGUGGCCACUCGAUAAACAAUAAAUACCAUUUAGUAAACAAAAUUCAAUCAAAGUGCAUCUUCAAAUUGCCGACGAGGCAGAAAUGCGAUGCAUAUUGGUCAGGCCACGAUGAAAUUUUACACAUCAACUUAUUUUUUGUUUUUUUUUUUUUUAAAUAAUUGUUAGACUCCUGCGCCCUGUAUUAUAUUAAUAAAAUAUGUGUAAUAAAACACUGCUAUUUGCAGCAAUAAAAAA